AAAAUACAAAUAAACGAUGGUCUCAGCCAAACCCUCGCCAAAAAAAGUUUGCGUGAUCGGCGCGGGGCCAGCCGGGCUUGUCGCGGCCCGGGAGCUCCGCAAGGAGGGCCAAGCCGUCGUCGUGCUCGAGCAGAGCCACGACGUCGGCGGGCAAUGGCUCUACGACGCUGACGUGCAAGACGAGGACCCGAUGCCGAGUCCUGGCACAUUUUUGAAGGUCCAUAGCAGCAUUUACGCGUCGUUACGGUUGGCGUCGCCGAGGGAGAUCAUGGGGUUCACCGAUUUCCCAUUUUCGACAACGGGAGGCCACGACGGGCGGCGGUUCCCGGGCCACCGGGAAGUUUUGUUGUACUUGCAAGACUUUUGCGACCGGUUCGGGUUGAGGGAAAUGAUCCGGUUCAACACGAGGGUCGAGAAUGUCGAGAUGCUCGAUUAUCCGACGGCGGCGGCGGUUGAGAAGGAGGUGAAGUGGGUGGUGAGGAGUAAGGUGGAGAAGGCCGUCGAGGAAGUUUACGAUGCGGUGGUCAUCGCCACCGGACAUUAUUCUCAUCCGAGGUUGCCUAAGAUCAAAGGAAUGGAAACAUGGAAAAGAAAGCAAAUGCACAGCCACAUUUACAGGACUCCUCAACCCUUCAAGAAUGAGGUAGUUGUGGUCGUCGGGAGCUCGUUAAGCGGGCAAGACAUAUCGAUGGAGCUUGUUGACGUUGCGCGCGAGGUUCACCUUAGCGCCAAGUCCCCAAACAUCUCGCCGGGCCUAUUAAAAGUCAUAUCUAAACACGAAAAUCUCCAACUCCAUCCGCAGAUAGAGUCGCUAAACAUAGAUGGAAAGGUUUUGUUCGAUGAUGGCGUGUCCGUCGUUGCUGACACCAUAAUAUACUGCACGGGGUACUCUUAUUCGUUUCCAUUUCUUGACACCAAAGGAUUAGUCGUAGUAGACGAUGAUAGAGUCGGACCUCUUUACGAGCACACGUUUCCUCCGGCGCUCGCUCCUUCCCUUUCCUUUAUUGGCAUUCCUAGACAGAUCAUAGGGUUCCCUUUCUUCGAAUCCCAAGCAAAGUGGAUUGCGGAGCUCUUGUCGGGGAAAAGAAGGCUUCCAUCACAAGACGAGAUGAUGCAAUCGAUUAAGGAGUUUUAUCACUCGAGGGAAGUCGCCGGCAUUCCUAAGCACAAUACACAUGUUAUUGCAAGCUUUGAGUACUGCGACAAAUAUGCAGACUACGUCGAUUUCCCACACGCCGAGGAAUGGAGGAAAUUGCUUUGCCUGUCAUCUUUAAGAAAUGCAGAAGUUAAUCUCGAGAGUUAUCGUGAUUCCUAUGAAGAAGAUGAAGAAAUGCUUCGAGUCGCACAUAACAGCCCACAUUUCACUCAGUUUAAACAUCAAGAUUCUACCGUAUCGAAUACAUAGGUUGCACGAAGAUCAUAUAAAAGUAGUUUUCGAUAGUAACAAUGAAUGCGUAUUUACGGAAAAAAAACAAAGUGCACUGCACUUCUCAUACAAUGCCAAAAUGAAUGAAAGAGAUCGGUCGAACAGCCGCAAUUUUGCUAUUUAUUUUGUCAAUGUAUGAGCAAAUAAAUACAUAUAUACAUACAUAAAUACAUUUAUAUAUAUGAGGUUAGAAUCGCGUGAUGAAUUUAUUUCAUAAUUAUGCUGUUGAGUACCAAAAAAAUUUAUCUGAAAUGGCGAAAUCCG
This is a messenger RNA of Andrographis paniculata, 1690 nucleotides long. RefSeq names its product flavin-containing monooxygenase FMO GS-OX-like 9. The transcript has 7 exons. The record is from RefSeq and is a predicted model, not a curated record. Gene Ontology annotation, molecular function: flavin adenine dinucleotide binding; N,N-dimethylaniline monooxygenase activity; NADP binding. NCBI's taxonomy places the organism in Eukaryota, Viridiplantae, Streptophyta, Magnoliopsida, Lamiales, Acanthaceae. The coding region runs from base 17 to 1405 and encodes 462 amino acids.